Molecule: messenger RNA, 1098 nt
Organism: Nanorana parkeri
Lineage: Eukaryota; Metazoa; Chordata; Amphibia; Anura; Dicroglossidae
Product: MOB-like protein phocein
Exons: 8
Coding region: 75-752 (225 amino acids)
Cellular component (GO): cytoplasm
Source: RefSeq, a predicted model, not a curated record
UACGCCGCGCCCCUUUGGUCACAUGGGCGUGACGUCACUCUUCCUCCGGACCUCCGCAUUCUGUAGCGUCUACCAUGGUAAUGGCGGAAGGCACCGCUGUAUUGAGAAGAAAUAGGCCGGGCACCAAAGCUCAGGAUUUUUACAACUGGCCCGAUGAAUCCUUUGAAGAGAUGGACAGUACUUUGGCUGUACAGCAGUACAUCCAGCAGAACAUAAGAACUGAUUGUUCAAACAUUGAUCGAAUUCUAGAACCCCCUGAAGGUCAAGAUGAAGGCGUUUGGAAGUAUGAACAUCUUAGGCAAUUCUGUCUUGAACUCAAUGGACUUGCUGUUAAACUCCAGGCUGAAUGUCACCCUGACUCUUGCACCCAAAUGACGGCAACAGAACAAUGGAUAUUUCUUUGUGCGGCUCAUAAAACACCAAAAGAGUGCCCUGCCAUAGAUUACACAAGGCAUACACUUGAUGGUGCUGCAUGUCUCUUGAAUAGCAAUAAAUAUUUCCCAAGCAGGGUUAGCAUAAAGGAAUCAUCUGUUGCCAAACUAGGAUCAGUGUGUCGUAGGAUUUAUAGAAUAUUUUCACAUGCUUAUUUUCAUCAUCGGCAGAUUUUUGAUGAAUAUGAGAAUGAAACGUUUUUGUGUCAUCGGUUCACUAAGUUUGUGAUGAAAUAUAACCUUAUGUCCAAAGAUAACCUGAUUGUUCCUCUCUUGGAUGAAGAAGUGCAAAGUUCAUCUGCCAGGGAAAGUGAAGCAUAAUUAUAUUUGUGUUCAGAUAGUCCAACAUGAACUUAUUGAUGAAUUGAUACAACUAUUAACAAAUCUGUACUGUAUAUAUCUUUUAAAUCAAGAAAAGUCCAUAUCUUGUCUUCUAGUGCAGUAGUUCUCAGCCUUUUCCAACUUUCUUUACAUAAGGACUGCUUUUGUUGUGAGUUUUUUUUUUUUUAAAGCUGCAAAUAUGUUUUGUUAAGAUAUUGAUCACAAGCAAAAUUAUGUUUUAUGUUGGCAAAUAUGUAUUGGUUAAGUACUUUUUUAGAGUUGUACAAAUAGGCAGAAGUCUUGUUAAAGUUAUAUCCUGUAAUGGCUGAUAGAAAAUGUAUUUGCA